Molecule: messenger RNA, 1270 nt
Organism: Cornus florida
Lineage: Eukaryota; Viridiplantae; Streptophyta; Magnoliopsida; Cornales; Cornaceae
Product: protein OXIDATIVE STRESS 3 LIKE 1-like
Exons: 2
Coding region: 239-1081 (280 amino acids)
Source: RefSeq, a predicted model, not a curated record
GCAAUUCUCCCGAUGGAUAGAUAGAUAAUCUUGUUUAUUUUCCAACUGGCAAUAAUUUAAGCGUGUCUGGAUGAGGAUAAGGGUUUAUUUUCCUCAAUUUAUUCGCACUCUCUCUCUCCUCUCCUCUUUCUCUCUCUAUAUCGUUUCUGUAAUUCUAUAUACAUAUAUAUGCACAAACCGAUGAUUGUAUAAUUCUGUUUGUCUCUGCUUGUGUGCUUUGAUUUGUAUUUUUGUAACGAUGUCGAUCGCUCUCGAGAGUAAUCCUGGUAACCGGAUCGAGCGGUCAGGGUUCGUCCAUGGAAUGACCUUUGCGCCGAUCUAUGAUUCGCCCGAGGCUCGCAGGCAGGUGAACGGGAUUUUGGCCGGUGAUCGGCUGUUACCGGUUGGUACUACGACGGCCAAGAACAAAGUAAAGGAGCUCAAGGAGGAGCUUGAAACAUCCAGCUCGUCGUCGAUCGGGAGGAAUAGUGAUUCGUCCGGUGGGGAGCCGGACGGCGAUGGUGACUCUGGCGAGGGUGAGGUUCAGAGCUCGUAUAAAGGAUCGUUGGACACUAUGGAGUCGUUGGAGGAAGUUUUGCCGAUCAAGAGGGGCAUAUCCAAGUUUUACUGCGGCAAGUCGAAAUCUUUUACAAGUCUGGCAGAUGCCUCCACAUGUUCUUCCAUCAAAGACAUUGCGAAGUUGGAAAAUGCCUAUACUAGGAAACGGAAGAACUUACUUGCUCACAACAUUUUCUUUGACAAGAAUCACAAUUCUCCUUUGAGAAGUGGGAUGUCUAAGAGAGCUGCCAACUCCAAUAGAAGUACAUCGAAUCUGGCAAAUAUGGGCAGCUUUGAAUGCAAUAAUAAAAGUGAACACUCCAACUCAAACUCAUCAUCACCUACACUCAGUCUUCCUCCUCUGUAUCCACACGGUAGAAGACCGCCUAACAAUGAAUCACCGUCAUCACCACCUCCACGGAAUUUCUCGUCAUGGCGUUCUUUUUCUCUGUCGGAUCUGCAGUGUGCCGCAGCGGCUGCUGCAUCCCCCAGCAUCACUGGCUUAGUGGUUAGUAAAGGGGACAAGGAGAGCGAACUGCAUUGACAUCUAAUUCUCAGUUGCUCUUUGUUGUUUAUGAAAUCUAAAACUAGAAAGACUUUUCAUGGUUCAAGUGUUUGUAAGCGGUUCUGGUUUGAUCUUGUGGUUCUGCCCCAUUGUACUUGUUACCAACAUAAAGGCAGUGAUAGAAAUUAACUUCUUGUUUUAGCAAUAGAGAUUUUCUUGUUCUACCUA